Molecule: messenger RNA, 2646 nt
Organism: Chanos chanos (milkfish)
Lineage: Eukaryota; Metazoa; Chordata; Actinopteri; Gonorynchiformes; Chanidae
Gene: pcdh20
Product: protocadherin 20
Exons: 2
Coding region: 1-2646 (881 amino acids)
Biological process (GO): homophilic cell-cell adhesion
Cellular component (GO): plasma membrane
Molecular function (GO): calcium ion binding
Source: RefSeq, a predicted model, not a curated record
AUGUUCAGCAAAACCUGUGGCGCCUGCCAUAUCACCAGUGGAAAGAUUUGGGGUUUGUGCAUUCUCUUGCUGUAUACCAGCCCUCUCCUCUGUUCUUCGAAUUUCAGCCAUCUCAUCUAUAAAAUAAAAGAGGGAUUGCCUAAGGGGACACUUAUAGGAGCUAUUGGUGCUGACCUAAAGUUGGAUUUCUCUGUUGAUCCCCCUCGAUCAUUUAGUCUGGACCUAAAGAAAUUCAGUAAUCAGUAUGUGAACCUAAAUAAUACCACAGGGGAGCUGUACACAUCUGCUCAGGAGAUUGACAGAGAGACUCUGUGUGCUGAUUCUGCUGACGCUAAAGGCUGUGCCAUUUUUCUGGACAUGCUUAUUCUGCCUCAGCAGUACUUUGAACUUGUUAAGGUGAAAAUCCUCAUUGAGGACGUCAAUGACAACGAUCCCCGUUUCCCCUCGGACGAGAUCCAGAUUCUAGUGCCGGAAAACGCACCAGUGAAUGCAAGGUUUGCAGUGGAACAGUCGGCAAUGGAUCCUGACUUGGGGAUUUAUGGGGUACAGACAUACUGGCUAGACAAUGAUUAUGGAGUGUUCACACUGGAUGUUGAAGAGAACGAGGGAGGUGAACUUACACCCUUCCUUAUUGUGACUGAGUCUUUAGAUAGAGAAACUCGGGCAGAGUAUGUGACUGACAUUAAAGCAGAGGAUGGGGGUUCACCUCCUCGUGUAGGCACAGCUAGUCUCAGAAUCAUUAUCACAGAUGUCAAUGACAACUGCCCCAAAUUUACAGAGUCACAAGUGAAUGUCACUCUUAUCGGGAAUGCCUCCAGAGGAUCCCAGCUGGCGCGUGUCCAUGCCUUUGACCCAGACCUGGGCGAUAAUGCUCUAAUCAUGUACACCUACAGUGAACGGAUCAGCAGGGAAACCCGGAGCCUGUUUCACUUGGAUAAAGUCACAGGUGUCAUCAAGCUUGCAGGAAAGAUAGACAUCAACACCUCAAAGUUCUACAAGUUGAUUGUGCUAGCCAAUGGGGUGGGCUGUAUCCCUGAAGUGGUGAUGGUCAAUGUCCAUGUCAUCAAGGUGCUCUCAAGCCCACCCACCAUCAUACCACGCUUCAUUGCUUCGGAGAAAGAUGGUGUAAUCUCAUUAAGUGAAUCUGAACCACCGUUGUCACCAGUUGCAUUUUUCACAGUGAAGAACGCAGACCCAAGGCAAAAAGUGGAGUGUCUGCUAGAAGGGACUGGUCCAUUCAGGUUGUCCCCCUAUAAAAACUUUAAAAAUGAAUAUCUGCUGGAGACCACUGAAAUGCUUGAUUACGAACAACAGCAGGAGUAUGAAUUGACUGUAGUGGUCAAGAACUCUCAUGGUCUCGUCAUAAAGACACUGGUGAAGGUACAGGUAGUUGAUAUGAACGAUAAUGCGCCAGUGUUUAAACAGGCAGUGAUUGACAUCACGGUGGAAGAGAACAAUCCUCCAAAUACAUUCUUGACCAAGCUGCAAGCCACAGACAAAGACAGCGGCAGCAGAGGUGAGGUGUUGUACCUUAUUGGAUCUGAUGCCCCCUCUAUCUUCCACUUGGACCAGAUAACUGGAGUAUUGACUGUGUCCACUUCCCUUGACCGUGAGGAAAAGGAGACAUACCGUUUCAUGGUGCGGGCAGUGGAUCGCGGCUUGCCGAGGAAGGAGUCCAUUGCCACGGUAACCGUUACUGUACAAGAUCGAAAUGACAACAGUCCACGCUUUAUCAACAAGGACUUCACUUUCUUUGUUCCAGAGAACUUUCCAGGCUUUGGAGAGAUUGGUGUGUUGUCUGUCACAGAUGCAGAUGCUGGGGAAAAUGGUUGGGUGGCAUUGUCUAUCAUUAACGGCAGUGAUAUUUUCAUGAUUGACACAGGACGUGGGGCACUACGAGCCAAGACCCCCCUGGACAGGGAACAGCAGGGGACAUAUUACCUAUGGGUCGAAGCUGUGGAUGGGGGCGAGCCUGCCCUCUCCAGCAUCACCAUGGUCACUGUGCUUCUCCUAGAUGUCAAUGACAACCCACCUAUUGUACUUUUCCCUCAGUCCAACCAGUCUUACAUGUUGGUACUGCCCAAUACACUCCCAGGAACAUCCAUUACGGAGGUAUAUGCUGUGGAUCGUGACACUGGCAUGAAUGCAGUCAUUGCUUAUAGCAUCAUCAAACGGAAAGGAGGUGAGCCAGGCUCGUUUGAUAUUGAUCCGGACACGGGGAACAUUACAUUGAGGAAAGCACUUAGCAACAGGGGUCUCUACAGUCUGCUGGUCAAAGUCAGUGACCACGGUCAACCUGAACCGCUCCAUUCUACAGUACUGGUUAACCUGUUUGUCAAUGAGACUGUGAGCAACGAAAGUUAUAUUCAGAGCUUGCUCACUCGAGAAAACAUAGAAAAUGAACCUACAAUAUUAAAACCAGAGAAGAUUACCAAGGAGAAAGAGCUUUUCCCCUGCCAGUUGGUACUGAUCACUCUGUCAGUCAUUUGCCUGGGACUGCUUCUGGUGGUGGUCUCAUUGAGCACAUACAUAUGCUGUAAGUUAAAAAAGCAUAAAAAGAAGAGAUCAGAGCCUGAGACUUCAGGGGAAAUUAACUGUGACCUACUGGCAGCAGAUAAAAAGGCCCAGGAGAUUUCAAAUUUAUGA